This is a messenger RNA of Magnolia sinica, 2377 nucleotides long. Its product is annotated as exocyst complex component EXO70H1-like. Gene Ontology annotation, molecular function: phosphatidylinositol-4,5-bisphosphate binding. Lineage: Eukaryota; Viridiplantae; Streptophyta; Magnoliopsida; Magnoliales; Magnoliaceae. Gene Ontology annotation, biological process: exocytosis. The transcript has 2 exons. Gene Ontology annotation, cellular component: exocyst. The record is from RefSeq and is a predicted model, not a curated record. Bases 74 to 1984 code for a protein of 636 amino acids.
CAAACAAAGCAGAGCUUAUUCCUCUCUUCCUAAAUCCCAAUCUUUCCAACUUACAAUCCAUUUCCUUCCAAACAUGCCAGUCAAAAUCCCAAACACCCUCUCCAUUCUCCACUCCUUCAAAUCCUCAUUUUCCACCAUCUCCUCUCCCUCCUCUCCCUCCUUUCCCUCUUCUACUUCUUCUUCCCCAAAAUGCCCCUCCACCCCACACAAAUCCCCAUCCACUCCUCCCCAUCCUCACCACACACUCUCCCAAUCCAUGAUGGAGGAGAACAUCGCAGCCGCCGAAUCGGUGAUCGCCAAACACGCCGCGGACCCCACCCCAUUCUACGGCGAUCACCACGAGGGACGGGAAUUCCUCCAGGCCAUCAAAAAACUCCAGGAUUCCAUGCUCUUCUUCGUCUCCAAAUCAAACUCAAAUUCAAACUCCGACAACAAUCUGGUGCGUGCCCAAACCCUCAUGCAGACUGCCAUGGACCGCCUCGGCCGGGAAUUCUACCAUAUCAUGUCCGUUAAUCGCGACAACCUGGAUCCCGAAUCAAUAUCCGGCCGCUCAUCGAUAAGAUGGAUCGGAUCGGACUCUGAUUACUCCGACACAGGCUCUGAUGAGGACUCCCUCGCUACCCGCGAAUCGAUCCAACAAAACGAACGGCUCUCGUCGCCCGCAAUGUUAGACAUCCAAUCAAUUGCCGAAUGCAUGAUCUCAUCUGGUUAUGGAAAGGAAUGUCUCAAAAUCUACAAAACUCUGCGGAAAUCGAUCAUCGAUGAAGGGCUCUAUACGCUCCGAUUCGAACGAUCGGGCCCACAUCAAACCCACAAGCUCAAUUGGGAUAUCGCCGAGCCCAAGAUCAAAAUCUGGUUGAAUUCAUCGAAAAUCGCCGUUAAAACACUCUUCUCCGGUGAGCGGAUUCUCUGCGAUCACGUCUUCGCGGCCUCUGGUGCGAUCAAAGAAACCUGCUUUGCUGAAAUUGUGAAAGAUGCUGCCGUCGAUCUGUUCGCAUUCCCAGAAUCCGUCGCGACGAAAUGUAAGAAAUUGCCGGAGAAGAUAUUCCCAAUCCUAGGUCUCUGCGACACCCUCUCCGAACUCAUUCCCGACAUCGAAUCGAUCUUCUCCUACGAAUCAACAUCCACCGUCCGUUCGCAAGCUGCCACCGCAGUUGCCAAGCUCGGCGAUGUGAUCCGUACCAUGAUACGCGAUUUCGAAUCAGCACUUCAGAAGGACAAUUGCCGAUUGCCGGUCCCGGGCGGCGGAAUCCAUCCGCUCACCCACAACGUCAUGAACUACGUCUGCGCACUCGUCGACUACAGCGGAACUAUCGUUGAAGUAUAUUCAAAUCAGCCAUUACCAGUACAAUCGCCACUACCGGAGCUUCUAAUUGAGAAUUCACCCACAGCGGAAAACUCGUUGUCCUCGAUCACCGUCCUAUUCGCAUGGCUGAUACUAGUCCUCCUCUGUAAGCUCGACGGAAAGGCCAAGCUCUACAAGGACGUCGGUCUAUCGUAUCUCUUCCUGGCGAAUAAUCUCCACUACAUCGUCACCAAAAUCCGAUCGUCCAAUCUUCGUUAUGUCCUCGGCAACGAUUGGAUCUCAAAGCACGACGCGAAGCUCCACCUGUACGUGGCGAGCUACGAAAACACCACGUGGGGUAAGGCGGUGGCGUCGUUGCAGGAGGAUCCAACGGUCGUGAUCGAGCGGGACGCGGCAAUGGAGGUGUUCCAGAGAUUCAAUCACGCCUUUUGGGCCGUAUACCGGGCCCAGACAGAGUGGGUGGUGCCGGAUGGGAGUAUGAGAGAAGAGAUGAAAGUUUCGGUGAAGAAGAAGAUUUUAACGGCGUAUCGGGCAUUUUACUGGAAGUAUCGGGUUAUGGUGGGCCAUGAAAAGGAUACGGAUAUCAUUGUUCCAGACCAUUUGGAGACCUACCUAUCGGAACUGUUUUACUCGUCGAGCCUUUCGGGUCCGGGAUGCAAAGGUUACUCAGGGGUUUGACACGUGUAGAAUAUCUAGGCUGUUCAUCAGCCCGGGCCCACUAUGUAUGUGCCCUGUUCAAAAGUUAGGCGAGUCUGCUUAUCAUGUGGGCAAACAUGGUGCAACCAGGGGCCCACCUGAUGAACGGACUCGAUUGAUUUUUGGGGUAGGGAAACAUGUCCGGUGGGGUUCGUAGAGGGAUGUGUGGCUGUGAGUAGGAUUCUUAUGUUACUCGAGCCAGUGGCCUUAGUGAUGCUCGUGCGCAAUAGUAAAAGGUUAGUGAGUUAGUAUAGUUGACUCGGCCGAGUCACCGAGUUUCUAGAUUUUGAGUUUUUAUGGGGGAAUUGUGAAUAUACUGGGAAAUAAUGAUAAAUAUCAGACUGUGAGGCCUGUUUGGGUGCCACUUAAAAAUGA